UGCAGCCAUGUCGAGGUCUUUUUACGUAGACUCUUUGAUAAUCAAGGAUACGGUGCGUCCCGCUCCGCUUAACGAGCAUCCCGGACAAGACUUUCUCAUCCCCAUCAGCAUGCACUCCCCGAGCGUUAUGUCCGUCACUGCGCCGCCGUGCCCUUCGAGGAAGACAGGGACGUUCUGCGUCUGCCCGAUGUGCGUCACCUCCCACAUACACUCGCCUCGGGGCGGAAUUCCGAUGCUGAAGAGCCAGUUUCCCGGUACGGAGGUACAAUACUGUCAAAGGAUAGCGCACCAGCAGUCACAGAUAUUAGCGCACCCGGGACACGCGCCGGUCUGCACGCCCACCUACAGCAUCACGGACCCCAGAAGGUACCACUGCCUCGCCAUAGGCGCCUCUGAGAGCAAUCACCUGCAGAAUGGAAAAAGGAUGCGCACGGCUUUCACCAGCACGCAACUGUUGGAGUUGGAGAGAGAGUUCUCCUCGAACAUGUACCUGUCCCGUCUCAGAAGAAUCGAGAUUGCCACGUAUCUGAACCUGUCAGAGAAGCAGGUGAAGAUCUGGUUCCAAAACCGGAGGGUCAAGCACAAGAAGGAGGGAAAGGGCGCGCAGAGGAGCGCGCACAGCGGCUGCAAGUGCGCCAGCGGCCACACGGACUACCCCAGGUCAGAGGAUGAGGAAUCCCUUUCGCCCGCCUCCGCGUUAGAGGACAAAGAGAUAUCACCGAUCUGAAUACAUCACAAACUUAUGACUUCCAUUCCACUUCUGCACUUACUGUCCCGUUUCCCCGGGAGCCCGCGAGCUCAGACCACCUCAGGGCCGUUCAAGUCUACACUCUGUCUGAGGUACAACAUGGGACGCGUGGCAGGUUCUCCUUGAAUUGUGUGUACCCGAUUCCACGGUGACUGUUGAAACAAAACACUUUGUAAAUAUAUGUUGAAACCCGUCACCUGAGCAACAUCAUUGAAGAAAAAAUGUAGUGAUUUGUAAUUCCUCGCAAGUGUUUGUCAAACCAACGUCAAAGUGACUCUCCUAGUUGUCAUACAGGCCCUUAGAGCUAAGACUCUUCUCAGACCUCUCUGAGGGCACUUAGAUGUUGGAUAUCUGAAGUUAUGUGAAU
This is a messenger RNA of Osmerus eperlanus (European smelt), 1115 nucleotides long. It is a transcript of the gene gsx2, whose product is annotated as GS homeobox 2. Gene Ontology annotation, biological process: regulation of DNA-templated transcription. The coding region runs from base 8 to 727 and encodes 239 amino acids. Gene Ontology annotation, cellular component: nucleus. The transcript is spliced from 2 exons. The record is from RefSeq and is a predicted model, not a curated record. Lineage: Eukaryota; Metazoa; Chordata; Actinopteri; Osmeriformes; Osmeridae. Gene Ontology annotation, molecular function: sequence-specific double-stranded DNA binding; DNA-binding transcription factor activity, RNA polymerase II-specific.